This is a messenger RNA of Cannabis sativa, 2323 nucleotides long. RefSeq names its product disease resistance RPP13-like protein 4. NCBI's taxonomy places the organism in Eukaryota, Viridiplantae, Streptophyta, Magnoliopsida, Rosales, Cannabaceae. The record is from RefSeq and is a predicted model, not a curated record. Bases 1 to 2130 code for a protein of 709 amino acids. The transcript has a single exon.
AUGUCGACCACGUCCAAAAGAACCAUCUCUUCAUUUGAAACUUCUUAUGUUUCUUUGGAUCUUCUUUCCUACUUGAAAUCUGGGCAAGUUACUUGUUUUCGAACAUUCAACGAGGUUGUCAUUCCAGAUUUUCUUCGCCACUUAUCCAAAGCAGAACACACCAUCUCUCUCCGAACUAUAAAAGAAGAAGACACCAACCAAAACGGCGUCGUCCCACACGUCGAGAGGAAGACUAUAAACCACGACGAUCAAACUUCACCAUCAUCUUCUUCUUGUAAUCAUGAAGAAAAUGAUCUCCUUGCAAUGUUUGAAGAAAUCAAAACCGACGCCGUUCACAUCCAAAAGAUCUGUGCAAGGCUGGAGCACUGGGAGACUGAGCUCAACGGCGCCAUGAAAGACCUCAUUCUCCAGAGUUUGGACGACGCUUUUAAAGAAAGGACGGGUGAAGUAAAGACCGAUUUUCUCCAGGAUAAGCUUAGUAGGACUCGAGAAACAGUUUCCAAGUUAAAGGAUCAGAUCUAUUCAACUUUGAAAGACGAUUUGAAAAACUCCAACUUGAGUUUCCGAAAGCCCACUCCUACAUCCAGUAAGGUUACACGGCCGGUUAAUUUACCGACGGUUGAUAUCAGUAAAGAAAUUGCGGUGAGGUCGACAUUUGAAGAAAUCAAAGCCGUCUUCGAAAGCUUGGAUCCGAUUAAGAAAGUUUGCUUGCUCUGUUUCUCUGUAUUUCCAGAAAAUGCGGUGAUAAAGAAGAAGGUUCUGGUUCAUUGGUGGGUCGGAGAAGAGUUCAUAGACUCGUCGCAGUGCGGAGAUGACAAAUCUGUUGAGAAAAUCGCGAGUGGCUUCUUCAAAGAGUUCAUUGCCAAAGGCCUAAUCGAGCCCGUUUACAAAAAACGUAGGCCCAGCGCCGAUAGCUGCAAAAUGGAACCGUCCGUACGAUUUGCCGUGAUUAUGAUCGCGGAAAGAGCUGGAUUCAUCAAGUUCGACGCUGAUAAAAACCCAAUGGCGAAUUUCUCCGGCUCUCACAGAGCUUGCUUAGUAAAAUCCGAAGACGGCUCUUGUGUUCAGGAGCUGACGUACGGAUUUCGUUCUAAGCAAGAGAGCGUACGGACAGUGUUCAAUGUGAGUGAGCAUCGUCUUGAGUUUAAACCAGCUUGGUUUUCGAAGAUGAAGUACGUUCGGGUUCUUCAGCUGGGGAGGUGGGAGAGCUCAGCCAAGCAUUUGAUUGAGGUUGAGGACAGUGAAUUCUUAAAAGAGUUAAAAAAGAUGAAACAUCUUAGGUACCUUUGUCUCAGAGGAGUCUCUAAGAUUACAGAGCUUCCCAAUUCGAUCUCCAAACUCGAGAAUUUGAGGAUAUUGAAUCUUAACGGUUGUCACGAUUUUCAGAAACUCCCUGAAGGAAUAGGCUCGCUUAAGAAGCUGACUCACCUAGACAUGUACGAGUGUUACUUGAUUAGCCAUAUGCCAAAGGGACUAGCUUCCCUAUCCGAACUCAGAGUCCUGAAAGGCUUUGUUAUUGGUAUGCAAAGAUCUGGUGAUCAGUACUGUAAGCUGGAGGAUUUGACCAAGUUGGAACAUUUGGAGAAGUUGAGUAUCCAUGUGGAUAAAAAUUCAGACACGGUCAAGAGAGAGCUCAACUCUUUGAAAAACUUUGAAAAGCUCAAGUCUUUAUCAAUAUCAUGGUCAAGAAUCUACAAUGCGCCAAUCCCUUCAACUUCAAGGGGUUUGCUUAGAAGGCUUAGCACUCACAAGAAUACGCAAGGCAGCUUGAGAAAAUCAUCCCCUGCUGAAGCUUCGACUAUCCCCACAAAAGUGGGGAAGUUGGAUCUCCAUUACUUCCCCGAUUCUAAGAUAUCCGAGUGGUUUUCACUUGGGGAACAGAAGGACUUGAGGAAACUUUAUAUCAGGGGAGGAGAAGUUUCUAAUCUGAAUGACCCAAAAUUUUGCUGCGACACUGUUAGAUAUUUGCGCCUCAAAUUUUUGUCUAAACUGGAGAUGGAUUGGCGAGAAAUGAAACAAGUGUUUCCGAAUUUGACUUACGUGGAGAAAAGCGAGUGUCCUCAACUCAGUUUGUUCCCUUGCGAUGAGAAUGGAAUCUGGAAAAAUGAAUCAGCUCAAGUACGUAAUUAAUCAUUAUCAAUUCAUUUUUUCAAGUUUUGGUCUAAGUCUCUGUUUGUCGUAAUGUAUUCGUGAUUUAUGUGUUCAAAAUUUUCUUUUAUGGUGUAACUUUAAUUAUCCAUGUAAUGUUUUAGAAUCAGCGUUGUAACUUUAAUUUAUGCAUCUAAUCCGCCCUAUACUUGUUAUAGCCAUAAUACCAUUAACC